Messenger RNA from Nerophis lumbriciformis (worm pipefish), 741 nucleotides. The record is from RefSeq and is a predicted model, not a curated record. NCBI's taxonomy places the organism in Eukaryota, Metazoa, Chordata, Actinopteri, Syngnathiformes, Syngnathidae.
AUGUCUGACAGUGACGGGCCACCACCGGAGCCCGCGGGACUGGAAGGUUUGCCUCCGCUCUACAGCAUCUCAAAGGGGGAAGUGGUUUCCGUGCAAACGUAUGGAGCGUUUGUGCGCCUGCCAGGCUACAAAAAGGAAGGUCUGGUCCAUGUAAGCGAGAUGUCAGCCACACGUAUCGAGAGCGCCGCAGAAGUUGUGGAUGUUGGAGAGAAAGUGUGGAUUAAAGUCAUCAGAAGAGAGAUAAAUGGUGACAAGGUCAAACUGUCCUUCUCGAUGAAAUCUGUCAAUCAAGGAACAGGCCGGGACUUGGACCCCAACAAUGUUAUGGCUGAGCAGGACGCGAGGCGGCGGAGGCAGUUUCGAGACCACACGGGCAAUAGGAUCACGCUAGAAGCUGUGCUCAAUACCACCUGCACUAAAUGUGGCUGCAAAGGCCAUUUUACUAAGGACUGCUUUUCUGCUCCCGGAUUGCAGUACGCACUAGUGCCUGAAGAGGGCGACGAGGAGCCACAGCAACAGCAGACAUCUGCAACAGCAGCACAGAAAGACAAAGACAAGAAGAAGAAAAAGAAGGAGAAGAAGACAAAGAAAAAGCGGAAACGCGAGAGGAAAGAAUCGGACAGCGACAGCAGCACCAGCGACGGCGGUGAGUGCAAACCCAAGAGGAGAUGUCACGAGCGAGACGAUGACAACAAGCGCAAGAAAAAACACAAGAAACAUAAAACGCACAAGCACAGAUGA